Molecule: messenger RNA, 1623 nt
Organism: Prunus mume (Japanese apricot)
Lineage: Eukaryota; Viridiplantae; Streptophyta; Magnoliopsida; Rosales; Rosaceae
Product: alpha/beta-Hydrolases superfamily protein
Source: RefSeq, a predicted model, not a curated record
GAGUCACAGACCUGGCUGAACCGAGUCAAACACACCUCGAAUACAUCAACAUCAAGACAACAAAAAAGCCAUCCUUCAUCCAUCUGGUCGAGUCAUCAGCUUCUUCCAAUUCUAAGUGAGAGCCGCAAAUCUUGAAGCACAGCAAACAAAACAACCACUUCCCAGAAUGAAGGAAGAAGAAAGCCUCAUGUCCACCCAAACCCAACUUCUGCACUACUGGGGCAACACCCCAGAGCAAGAAUACUACAAUCUCCAAGGCAUCAAAGCCUCCAAAUCCUUCUACACCUCGCCCAGGGGCCUCAAGCUCUUCACCCGGCAAUGGCUGCCCCUCCUCUCCCCUCCACGUGGCCUCAUCUUCAUGGUCCACGGCUACGGCAACGACAUCAGCUGGACCUUCCAAGCCACCCCAAUUUUCCUCGCCCAACAGGGUUUCGCCUGCUUCGCUCUCGACCUCGAAGGCCACGGCCAAUCCCACGGCCUCAGGGCCUUCGUCCCCGACGUCCAUCUCGUGGUCCAAGACUGCCUCGCUUUCUUCACCCUGGUCAAGCAGCAAGAACCCCAAUUUCUAAACGUCCCCUGUUUUCUCUACGGCGAGUCCAUGGGCGGCGCCAUUUGCCUUCUGAUCCACUUCGCCGAGCCGGAAGCUUUUCAAGGUGCGAUUUUGGUGGCACCCAUGUGUAAAAUUUCUGAUAAGGUGAAACCCAGGUGGCCAAUUCCUCAAAUUCUGACGUUCGUGGCCAGAUUCUUUCCCAGCUUGGCCAUUGUGCCCACUGCGGACCUCAUGUACAAGUCCGUGAAGGUGGAGGAGAAGAAGAUCAUAGCGAAUAUGAAUCCGAUGAGGUACAGAGGAAAGCCGAGAUUGGGGACGGUAGUGGAGUUGCUCAAAGUGACGGAGUAUGUGAGUCAGAGAUUGGGCGAUGUGAGUCUUCCGUUCAUUGUGUUGCAUGGAAGCGCAGAUGUUGUGACUGAUCCGAAUGUGAGCAGAGCAUUGUAUGAAGAGGCCAAGAGUGAGGAUAAGACGAUCAAGAUUUAUGAAGGGAUGAUGCAUUCCUUGCUGUUUGGGGAGACUGAUCAAAAUGUUGAUAUCGUUCGCGCUGAUAUUCUUUCUUGGUUGAAUCAUAGAUGCCAUGCCUGAGGAGGAGGAGCUGAAUGACAUCAAAUUACUACCUUUUUUUUUUUUUUUUUCAAAAUGGUAUAAUCAUAUUUUUCAAUUAUCACAUAGAGAUUCAAAUCAAAACUAUUUUUGUGUUUUAUUUUCAAUUGUCACUAUUGAAAUUGUGUUUGAUUGAAAUGAAAUUGUGUUUGUAGCAUGUCCUGCCAUGUCCUGAUGACGAACAUGGAGGCAUUGAAUUUGCAUUGCGUUGUAUUAUUUGCCGACUAGCACAACCACCAUAUGGUCUUGCAAGUUGCAUUUGAAACCCUCGCGCGUUUUGACUAGUUUGCUUAAUUAUGUUUAGUCACACAGAGAGAGAGAGACAGAGAGAGAGAGAGGUAUUGCUCCCACCAAAAUCAGCAAACCCAAGCACGUACAUCAUUAGUGAUUAGUGACCAUGAAACCAAUUUGCUCAACAUAAACCAUGGAUUAAUCGUCGAUAUGAACCAACUGAUCACGAGAAGAAGCAA